UGGAGUAAAAAGAAUAAAACGAGAGGAUUGACAAUACCGAUUGGGUCUGUCUAGACCAUAAGGUGACACUCGGGCCGAUAAGCAUAAAUCAAGCGUUCAUCAAGGACAGACAUGGCAAUAGUGCCGUAUAGAGAAUUUCUGUAGCUUGAAGCAACAUGUAAUCGAGUACGUUAGAAAAAAGGAGGCUGCGGUGUUGUGACAUUGUGGUGGUGUGUCUGUUCACACUCGCCGUUCAUUUUCUCAUCUUGCCGCUUCCUUUCGCGUCACCUUCAAAAUUUCAAGAGAAAAAGGGAACUCCUCCGUCCGAACUUCCACUAACCCACAGCGUUCCCUCAAACCUCCGACUCCCUUCAAACAACCCGCUGCUGUACCUUGUGGUACAAACCCACGCGAAUCAUUCCGUCCGACUUGUUGAAAAGGUGUUGGGCAGUCUGAUCGACGCCCGUGGUCCUAUUGCCCACGAUGAUGCACCCAUCCAGACAGGCAUAUGUGGAGGAGGCGGCGGACACCGAGAUGGGUAUUGAUCUGGCCAAUCUGCCUGUUGACCGCGAUUAUGAGAUCCCCUCCGCUGCGGCGGGCAUCCCGUCGGAGAGAGCAUCCGCUAUUCUAUCCCAAUUUGAACGCAAACGAAGAGCUGCUGCGAUGGUGGUCCCGACCGACGAUAGUCGAGUACGCGCGCGAUUACGAGAGCUUGGAGAACCCAUCACUCUGUUUGGCGAAGGCCCCGCGGACCGGAGAGACCGACUACGAGAGCUUUUAACCGACCGCGCCGAGCAACAGGAUGCGGCGGCAGCAGAGGGAGAUGUGGAUAUGGGAGAAGCGUCUGAAGAGGCUGAGGAGGAGGAAGCAGAGCAGCAGGAGGAGUUUUACACUGAGGGUUCCCAAGAUCUGUUAGAAGCACGGAAAGCGAUCGCGCGAUUCUCCCUUCCGCGCGCAAAGCAGCGCGUGGCCCGACAGAGAGAAGAAUCGACAAUUCCACUCCGGACGCACAUUAAGCACCGUAAAGCGGUUAAGGAGAAGCUACAUGGGUUUGAUCUUUACGGUUCGCAGAUUGCGGGUGAUCGUCCAGUCAGCAUCUGUCGCUUUGCGCCGGAUGGGCAGACCAUCGCUACAGGUAACUGGGGCGGUGGGAUUAAGCUGCUUACGGUGCCAAACCUGGAGGAGAAACGGUCGUUCAAAGCACAUACAGAUCGGGUAGGUGGCCUGUCAUGGUUCCCAGGUGCUACACUGUCGACGUCCAAUGUUUCCGAGUCGACCGUCAACCUCGUUUCGGGAGGUGGCGAGGGAAAUGUGUGUCUGUGGUCGCUUGAUCAGGAUCAACCGAUAGCUACACUGUCAGGCCACAGUGGUCGGGUGUGUCGAACGGAAUUCCAUCCAUCCGGGAGAUAUGUGGCGUCCGCGUCCUAUGACACAACUUGGCGGUUAUGGGAUGUUGAGACGACCGCGGAACUGUUGCUCCAGGAAGGUCAUUCUCGUGAGGUCUACACAGUAUCAUUCAACAAUGAUGGUUCUCUUCUGGCUAGUGGAGGACUCGACAGCAUUGGACGUAUUUGGGAUCUUCGGACGGGUCGGACUGUGAUGAUUCUUGAAGGCCAUAUCCGUGAAAUUUACGGUUGUGACUGGGGUGUGGAUGGGUAUCGUGUCCUGACCGGGUCGGGUGACGGCUGGGUAAAGUGCUGGGACUUGCGUCAAGUACGGAAUACUGGUGGCAUCGGUGCGCAUAAGAGUGUCGUGUCCGACCUUCGGUGGUAUAAAGGAACAGAAUCUGCCAGCUCCUACUUGCCGUCUACCGAUGGGCAGAGUGGCCGGAUGGAUGUGGACGGCGAUCAAUCCUCACAGUCGACAUCUGUACAACCCAGGAAGUCGGGCACUUUCUUUGUGAGCAGUGGAUUUGAUAAGAAUGUCAACGUUUUUAGUGCGGACGACUGGUCAUUGGUGAAGAGCCUGAGUGGCCAUUCAGGCAAUGUGCUGAGUACUGAUAUCAGCGAUGAUGCGCAGUGGAUCGCUAGUUGUGGCCACGACCGCACAGUGAAGCUUUGGGGCAUCGAUGGGUAGGAUAGCUGAAGAUGCAGCAAUAUAAUAACGGGGUCAGUUUGCCCAAUCUAUGACCCUGCAGUACAGGUCACUACUUCAGAAUCUAGGUAGUCCAUUGCUCCAUAGAUAUGGGAGCAUUACUUGUCCGGGCGCAGCCUUUUGGGAUUUUUCCGCGGUCAUACAAGCAUGGGCAAUCUCGAAAAUCACGAACCAAUGCAAUUC
Molecule: messenger RNA, 2256 nt
Organism: Aspergillus pseudonomiae
Lineage: Eukaryota; Fungi; Ascomycota; Eurotiomycetes; Eurotiales; Aspergillaceae
Product: putative pre-mRNA splicing factor
Exons: 3
Coding region: 463-2055 (530 amino acids)
Biological process (GO): mRNA splicing, via spliceosome
Cellular component (GO): U4/U6 x U5 tri-snRNP complex
Molecular function (GO): U6 snRNA binding; U4 snRNA binding; protein binding
Source: RefSeq, a predicted model, not a curated record